Messenger RNA from Zasmidium cellare ATCC 36951, 1185 nucleotides. RefSeq lists its product as uncharacterized. The record is from RefSeq and is a predicted model, not a curated record. Bases 1 to 1185 code for a protein of 394 amino acids. The transcript has 2 exons. Lineage: Eukaryota; Fungi; Ascomycota; Dothideomycetes; Mycosphaerellales; Mycosphaerellaceae. Gene Ontology annotation, molecular function: O-methyltransferase activity.
AUGCCGCCGUCCCGUUGCUCCACGGAGCUUGAUCAGUUCUGGGAAUCGCUGAACACCGUCGACGACGUCAGCUUUACUGAUGAGUCUCAGCGACUUCGCGCAGUUGACGCGCUGGGGGCAGCGUUGAGGAGAGUGCAGCGGCCGGCUGAGGUUGUCUGGGAGCAGCUCUGGGCAGAUCCUGCAGUGCUGUCUGCAAUCGUGACACUAAUCGAAGCCGAAUUUUGGACAAAAUGGGGUGCAGCAGGAGGAGAAUCUGCUACAAGCGAUGAAUUGGCCCGAAUGGGUGCCAUUGAUGUCGCGCUACUCAGUGAGUCGUGCGUACGCCUGCGGUGUUCCAAUCUCAUCCGGGAGACCAAGGUCGAUACUUACGCCCUGACUGCUUACAGUGCGGCCUUGACGGAUCUCAAAUUUGCCAACAUCUACGCCUGUGGUGUCGAUGCUUUUUGGUCCAGUCUCAUGAACUUUCCUCGCUUCGCCUCGAAGACUGGAUAUCGCAAUCCGUCAGACGCCGAUCAUACCAACUUCCACGACUGGAGUGGUGGCGAGAGCUUUUUUGGCUACCUCGCCGCCAGUCCCCGCGUAGGUGCAAGUUUUAACGAUGCUAUGACGAUGUAUACUACGCUUUCCGCGCCAUGGACUGAGGUCUACCCUCUGGACAGUAUUGCAGGCCAGACUCGGACUGACAUGCCGGUGCUAGUCGACGUCGGCGGCGGAGUUGGUCACGACCUGGAGAUACUGCGCUCGCACUUCCCAGAUCUGCCACAGGGCUCACUUGUGCUGCAAGAUCUUGCGCCUGUCAUUGCUCGAGCCCAGGUGGCCUCACCUGUCGAGGCUCUCGCGCACGACUUCUUUACUCCGCAGCCCAUCAAAGGCGCCUCUUUCUAUUUUCUGCACUCUGUGCUGCAUGACUGGCCUGAUCCGGAAGCCGUGAAGAUACUGCAGAACCUCGUUCCUGCCAUGGACAAGAGCCACAGUCGCAUUCUACUUCACGAGGCUGUGAUCCCACCACUGAAAGCGAAUUCACGGAACACAGUAUCGGACAUGUUCAUGAUGUGUUUAGUAUCUGCCCACGAGCGGACUGAACAAAUGUGGUCGGACGUGGUCGAGUCGGCCGGUCUACGAAUCAGAAAAAUCUACACAUCACGGAGAAGCACGGAGGCUAUAAUUGAGAUUGAGCUUCAUUGA